This is a messenger RNA of Hipposideros armiger (great roundleaf bat), 3379 nucleotides long. RefSeq names its product TBC1 domain family member 22A (gene TBC1D22A). NCBI's taxonomy places the organism in Eukaryota, Metazoa, Chordata, Mammalia, Chiroptera, Hipposideridae. Gene Ontology annotation, biological process: activation of GTPase activity. The transcript is spliced from 13 exons. Gene Ontology annotation, molecular function: GTPase activator activity. Bases 166 to 1695 code for a protein of 509 amino acids. The record is from RefSeq and is a predicted model, not a curated record.
GCGCGGAGACACAACUUCCGGAGGGAGGCGGAAGAGCCUCUCGGCUCUGAGCUCGGGAGUCCCGGGACGGCGGAGGGGCCACCCGGGGUACAGCGAAGGGCCGCCGGGGCGGGCCAGCAGCGCUCGGGGUGUCGGGGCCGCAGGUCUGAGGGAUGAAGAGCGGCCAUGGCCAGCGACGGGGCCAGGAAGCAGUUCUGGAAGCGCAGCACCAGCAAGGUCCCGGGCAGCAUCCAGCACGUGUAUGGCGCCCAGCACCCCCCUUUUGAUCCACUGUUACAUGGCACCUUGCUCAAGGCCACGCCCAAGGCGCCGACCACACCGGUGAAGGCCAAGCGAGGCAGCACCUUCCAGGAGUUUGAGAGCAACACCAGCGACGCCUGGGACGCCGGCGAGGACGACGACGAGCUGCUGGCCAUGGCGGCCGAGAGCCUGAACAGCGCGGUGGUCAUGGAGACGGCCCGCCGCGUGCUGCGCGACCACAGCCAGCGGCAGGAGCGGCACCAGCGGCAGGACGAGCCCUCGGCACAGCCCCCUCCCGUCUCCGGCGGUGACCUCCGGCUGGUGAAGUCCGUCAGCGAGAGCCACACGGCCUGUCCUGCAGAAAGUGCCAGCAACACGGUCCCUCUGCAGAGGUCCCAGUCUCUCCCACACUCGGCGACUGUCGCACUGGGAGGGACAUCGGACCCCAGCACCCUCAGCAGCUCAGCGUUAAGUGAAAGAGAGGCCUCCCGGCUCGACAAGUUCAAGCAGCUCCUCGCCGGGCCCAACACAGACCUGGAGGAAUUACGGAAGUUGAGCUGGUCCGGAAUCCCCAAGCCAGUCCGUCCCAUUACGUGGAAGCUCCUCUCAGGUUACCUUCCUGCCAAUGUUGACCGAAGACCAGCUACUCUCCAAAGAAAACAAAAGGAGUAUUUUGCUUUUAUUGAGCACUAUUAUGACUCUAGGAAUGAUGAAGUCCACCAGGACACGUACAGACAGAUCCACAUAGACAUCCCGCGAAUGACUCCAGAGGCCUUAAUACUUCAACCCAAGGUGACGGAGAUUUUUGAAAGGAUAUUGUUUAUAUGGGCGAUCCGUCACCCCGCCAGUGGAUAUGUGCAGGGGAUAAAUGACCUGGUCACUCCUUUCUUUGUCGUCUUCAUUUGCGAACACAUAGAGGACGACGACGUGGACGCUGCCGACGUCUCGCGCGUGCCCGCAGAGGUGCUGUGCAACGUGGAGGCCGACACGUACUGGUGCAUGAGCAAACUGCUGGACGGCAUUCAGGACAACUACACCUUCGCCCAGCCUGGGAUUCAGAUGAAGGUGAAAAUGCUGGAAGAGCUUGUGAGCCGGAUUGACGAGCAAGUCCACCGGCACCUGGACCAGCACGAGGUGAGGUACCUACAGUUCGCCUUCCGCUGGAUGAACAACCUGCUGAUGAGGGAGGUGCCCCUCCGUUGCACCAUCCGCUUGUGGGACACCUACCAGUCCGAGCCUGAGGGCUUUUCCCAUUUCCAUCUGUACGUCUGCGCUGCAUUUCUUGUCAGAUGGAGGAAAGAAAUCCUAGAAGAAAGAGAUUUUCAAGAGCUGCUGCUCUUCCUGCAGAACCUGCCCACGGCCCACUGGGGGGACGGGGACAUCAGCCUGCUGCUGGCCGAGGCCUACCGCCUGAAAUUUGCCUUUGCCGACGCCCCCAAUCACUACAAGAAGUGAGUGUGGGGCCCUCGCAGGCAGCAGGCCACCGCCCCGGGGCAGGCCUGCGGCCAAGGAGAGUCUUGCUGGACAGCCCGUCCUCCAGGAAGCGUGCAGGACAGUGCCAGGCGCGGCACAGGGCCUGGCGAAGGUGGGGCUGCAUCUGUUUUCUGAGAUACCAAAGAAAGCCAUGGAGUCCCGGCUGCUUGGGGGCCAGCGAGGGACAGGUCCUCCCCCGUCCUGGAGUGUCCUUGCCAAAUGACCACCUCCUGCAGCGCCCAGCCGGCGGCCGCCUGGGAGGCAGACCCUCCUGGAGAGGCCUGCUGGUGGGGCCGGGGCACGGAGGUGGUAGCCAUCUGUACCUACUUUGAAAUGCAAAAGUUCUAUUCUGUUGAGUGAAAGAGAAUAAAAUAAAGACAAAGUAGCCAGGAGACGCACUAGCCCAGGGAUCUGCUCCCACAGGCUUCGCACAGCAGCGGCACUUCCGUAACCAUUUGGCACUUUAACUUCGCUUUGCACUUUCUUGCGUUAAGCGGGGCUGGAAGCGACCGGCUCCUCCGUGCGCUGGGCCGGGCGGCUGGGGCGCUGGGAGCAGCGAGGCCUCCAGCCGCCCCCUUUCCCCCUCGAGCCUCGUAAAGGAGAAACCAGGCCUGCUGGCCCGCCUCAGGUAACCCACGGGCAGGAGGUGAGAAGGAGCCCAGGCUCAGGCCGCAGGGCUGCCGCUCAGACGGAUGGACAGACGGGGUUCAGCCUCUGCAGUGGCAGCCGUGGGCCAGCUGUGCUCCCCCCAGUGUCAGGGCUGGGACACUGAGCUGCUGAGGCUCACAUGGCCCUGCCCCCCUUCCAGGUCCACAGUGUGUUGGGAGACUCGAUGGCUUCCUGCUGUUUUUUGGGGCACUGGGGCAGCGAGCCCAAGUGCAGAAGGCCCCAGACGGGCCCUGUCUGGGGCUCUGCUGGGACCAGCCUUCACACACGCUCCCACCAGCGCAGAGAAGCACCUGUCACGGGCGUGUGGCCCGUGCUGACAUGACCACCAGUGGGGCCCAGGACAGCCUUCGUCCUCAGUAUCCCCUUCUGCUCGCAGACUCCCUGUUUACCACGCGUCUUCCCCUCCACGUGCUGGUCCUGGAGGAGCCUCGCCACCGGCCUGUCUGCACAGCUCAGGCGCGAGGACGCUGCUGGGAUGUCGCAAAGCAGAGGAUAGGGACACACGUGUGAUGUGUGUGCCAUUUUUAUUCAAAAGAUCCUGAGGUCAUUACACAUGGCAUGGAAAUCAGCACAAAAUACUGUGCAAAUGUCACAUGCUCCCAAGUCAGCAGAGGGACCUGCUUGCCUCAGACCAGAUGGAGGGCGCACCUCUACCCUGGGGCCAGGGUUCCCGGAAGGGCCGCCGAGGCAGGAGCCCCCAUGCUCAGCCGAGAUCCACCGUGAUCUGCCCGUUGCCACAGUCCCGAUCCCUGCGUGGCCAGAAUGUUGGGGACACGCAGGCCCUGCCCCGUGAGGCGGUUUGUUUUCAGAGGAAGGAAGGAUCUACGGAGUUAAGUGAGAUUCUGCGUAUAUUUUCCUGUGGAUGUAAACCUGACACUGACUGCGCGGUGUCACGAGUGUCCUCGGAGUGUGAGCAGAUGGGUGUGGAAUGAUUGCAGGGCGUUCUGUCUGGGGCGCCGUGUGCCCAACGGGGAAUAAAGAUGCAGUGGACCCCGCC